Molecule: messenger RNA, 4839 nt
Organism: Aphidius gifuensis
Lineage: Eukaryota; Metazoa; Arthropoda; Insecta; Hymenoptera; Braconidae
Gene: bsf
Product: leucine-rich PPR motif-containing protein, mitochondrial
Exons: 3
Coding region: 261-4451 (1396 amino acids)
Molecular function (GO): protein binding
Source: RefSeq, a predicted model, not a curated record
AAAAAGAAAAUUCUUGUAUGUGUGUAUGAUUGCAGCACGUGUGUGACACAUCCGCCAUUAUUUUACUCCUAAAAAAUUAUUAGCAGUGCUUCUUCACCCUAAAUAAUUCCCAACACAAAAAAAAAAAAAAAUCUACCGGCAAGUUGUUGGUAUUUUUUUUUAAUUUUUUUUUUUUUUAAUUACAAGUGAAAAUAGGAAAAUAACAAUAAUAAAAAAAUUAACAUCUUGAUAAUUCAAUUGACAUUUUAUAAUUAUUUAAAAUGGCAACAAUACUAAGAUACGCUAAAUAUCUCCGUCAAGUACCGGGUGGUUUAAGUAGACGAUUAAAUAUCGUGCAUAACCAUGUUGAAGCAUCACCUGGAAAAUUUAAUCUUCAACAUCAUCAAUUGCCACAAUUAUCAGCAGGUUACGCAACAAGCGCCGGAUUAAAAUCAUUUCCAUCAUCAUCAUCAUCACAACCAUCUUUAUCAUCAUCAUCAUUAUCACCAAUACAAAAUUAUGAAAAAUCAUAUCAAAAUCUUGAAUUACAAUUACGUAAAUCAGGACGUGCAUUAAAAUCAGAUAUUGAAAGAAUACUUGGUGAAAUUGAAUUAUUACAUACAAUACCAUCACUUGAUGCAUUAUUAUUAAUAAGAUGUUGUGGUAAACCACUUAUUGAUCGUAAUUCAUCUGAAUGUAUUGAGCUAGUUAAUGAAGUUUGGAGUACACUUGAAAAAUUAAAAGUACCACUUGAUGUAUCACAUUAUAAUGCAUUAUUAAAUGUUUAUCUUGAAAAAAAUUAUAAAUUUUCACCAAAUAAUUUUAUGAAUACAAUGAUGAAUAAUGGUGUUGAUUUAAAUCGUGUUACAUAUCAACGUUUAAUUGCUGGAUAUUGUCAAACUGGUGAUAUUGAAGGUGCAACAAAUAUACUUGCUAUAAUGCAUAGUAAAGGUAUACCAGUAUGUGAAAAUAUAUUUAAUUCAUUAAUAACUGGACAUUCAGAAGCAAAUGAUAUGGAUAAUGCUGUUGGUAUAUUAAAAACAAUGGAUAGCUCUGGUAUACAACAUUCAGCUGAUACAUAUUGUGCAUUGCUAUGUGCAUAUGCUAAACGUGGUGAUAUGGAAUCAAUUAAUAAAAUACAUGAUGAUUUAAAAAAACUUAAUUUAACACUACUGGAUAAUCAUACUAUUGAUGUUAUACUUAGUCUUGCUGUUAAUGGACACACUGAUAAAGCAUAUGAAUAUUCAAAAAAUUUAAAUAAAGAAGUUGUAUCUGAUAGUGAAAUUGGUAGAUUAUUAGUUAAACUUGUUGAUAUUAAACAACUUGAUUUAGCUAUUAAAUUAUUAAAAUUAACAUCAAAUGAUGAAACACGUUAUCAAAUACGUAGUACAUAUUUAAUACGUAGUAUAGCAUCACAUAAAAAUUAUAAUACUGAAGAAAUAAUAAAUAUGUGUCGUAUAUUAGAAGAUGAAAAUUUACAUAAACGUGCAUUUAUUGUAACAUUAUAUCAUAUAUUAUCAAAUAAUAUUGAUUGUGAUAGAGCUAUUAAUUUAAUGAAAACAUAUGCAUCACGUGAUGGUGAAAUACGUGAACAUUAUUUUUGGCCAAUAUUAAAAGAACAUUCUAAAAAUAGUAAUAUUGAUGGUAUUAUUGGAACAUUAAAAAUUAUGAUUAAUGAUUUUAAUAUUAUGCCAUCAUUAGAAACAUUAAAAGAAUAUGUUAUACCAUAUAUGUUUGGUACAUAUGAAAAUAUAAUGGCAGCAUUACGUGAAAUAAAUAUACCAAAAGAAAAUGCAGCAAAUGCAAUAUUUGGUAGAUUAAUAUAUGAAAGAAAAUUACGUAAUGCAGUUAUGUUUUUAACAUCAUAUCCUGGUAAUUAUUCAAAGGAUGCAUUUUUAAAAUCAAUUAUUGAUUCAUUAAAUUAUCGUAUUGAUGUUAAAUCAUUUGUUAUAUUAUUAAGAUUUUUAAAUGACAAUAAUACUGAUGGUAGUAGUGAUGUUGAUAAUACAAGUGUUGCAUUAGUUGAUGAAGCAUUGAGAGGUUGUUUAACACAAAUAACAACAUAUAAAAGUAAAACAAUAUUUAAAAUAAUUGAUGAAUUAAUUGAAUCUGGUUUAACAAUAUCAAAUGAUGUUGCUAAUGAAAUACGUGAUAAUUUAUCAUCAAAGCUAACACCUGAAAUUGAUGAUAAAAUUAAAUUAUUAUCAUCUGGUACACUUAAACAAGUACCAAUGAUUGAAUAUAAUCCAUAUUUAAAUUCAUCAUCAUCAUCAGCUACAUCAUCAUCAUCAUCAACAAUGUCAAGAGAAGCAAUAAUGGGUUCAUAUAAUUUAAUUGAUUUACGUCGUCAAUUUGCUUAUAAUGUUGAAAAAAAAGAUGAUAAAUUGGUAUAUGAUACAUUAAUUAAAAUGGAAAAUUCUGGUUAUUCAUCAGCAGCUGUUUAUGCACAAGCAAUUGAUAUAUUUUGUGAAACAAAUAAUAUGGAUGCAGCAUCAAAAUUUAUGAAAAUUUUUGAAGAAAAAUAUCCAGAUGGUAAAUUAGAUCAUCAAAAAGUAUUAAAAUAUGCAACAUUAUUAAUUAAAAAUGAUCGUUUUGAAGAUGCUAUUGAAUUUAUAUCAAAUAAACCAGUACCAAAUGGUGAAGAAAGAAAAUCACGUAGUGUUGCAUCAUGUGUACGUAGAUUAUUUGAAACAGUUGUUGAAACAAAACAUGUUGAUAAUUUAAAUCAAUUAUUUAAUUUUUUAAAAUCAAAAAAUUAUGUUGAAAUUGAUAAUUAUAUACUUGGUCCAUUAAUUAAAAUACAUAUUGUACGUAAUGAUUUACCAAAAGCACUUGAUACAUUUGAACGUGCAUGUAUUGAUUAUAAAUGUACACCAUAUAAAAAUGUAUUAUCAAUGACAUUUAUUGAAAAUGAAGAUGCAAAUUCAUUACAAAAAUUAACUGAUUUAUGUACUGAAAUACAUGGUGAAAGUAAUGCACUUGUUGAUCUUGCAUUUAUGUUCCUCGAAUGUGGUAGAGUACGUCAAGCUAAAAAAAUACUUGAAACAUCUGGUAUACAAGUAUAUAAUGAUAAAAUAAUAAAUGCCAUUGAAAGAUUUUCAAGAAUUGAUAAAUUUGAGUAUUUAGAACAAAUAACUAAAAUAACACGUAAUGUUUCAAGACUUGAUCGUGGAUUAUUAUAUAAUACAUUAUUAGAAGUAUAUAAUGAUAGAAACGAUUAUGAACGUGGUCUAGCAUUAUGGACUGAAAUGCAAGAAGACAAUGUACAACCAACUAAUUAUUUCUUAAAUUUAUUAAGUAAUUUAUUAAAAAAAAAUAAUCAACCAGUACCAUUUAUUUAUAAUAGUUCAACAAUUGAUAAUCAAAAACAAUCAUCACUUUCAAUUAAUACAUAUAAUAACAACAACAACUACAACAACAACAUCAACAAUAACAUCAACAAUAACAACAACAACGAUAACAACAAUAAUAAUAAUGAUAAUAUUAAUAAACGUAAAAUUACAAGACGUUCUUUUGAUGAAAAUUUAGCUGAUGCAUUAGAUAGAAAAGAUUGGGCACAAGCUGAAGAUAUAUGUCGUAAUCCAACGAAUGCAAGAAAAGAAACAAGAAAUAAACUUGGUGCAUUAAUAAGAGCACUUAUUGAUAAUAAUGAAAUUGACAGAGCAAUUAUAUUAACAAGAUCAGUUUUACAACAAAAUUAUGGUAUUAGAUUAUUUUUAUUUGGUGAAUUAUGUGAAAAAUUAAUUGAUGCAAAACGUUUUGAUGAUAUUGAAGAAUUUAAAAAUAUAUUAAGUGAAGAACAAAUAUAUGAACUUGAUUUUUAUAAAAUAUUUUCAAAAGCUCAAAUAAUAAAAAAUGGUAUUAAAAAUUAUAUUGAAAAUAAUAAUUUUGAAGUAUGUAAUGAUGAUGUACGUUCAGCUGAAAAAAAUAUACAUUUUGGUGAAUUAACACAUGGUUUAUUAUGUGAUCCAAGUGCAGUUGGUGAUUUUGAAUUAUGGGCUAAAAAGCUAGCUGAUAAAGGAAUAACAAGAGCAAUGCAAUCAUUAUGGAAUUAUCAUUUUAUUAAUAAAUCACCUGAAGCUGAUGAAUUAUGGACAAAUUAUAUGAUGAAUAAUAAAUCACCAUUGAUAAGACCAAUCAUUGAUUUUGCAAUACAAAAUAAAGAUGUCAUGUUGAUUAAAAGAUUAGUACAAAAACUUGAUAAUCAUCCACAGUUGAAUAUUAAUUCAAAAUGUCGUGCAUUAAAUGGAUUGAUAACAACACAUACAUUAGCUGGACAAUAUGAUGAAGCAUUAAAUGUCUUGAAUGAUGUUACUAAAAGAUAUCGUCUUGAAUUAUUUUCACGUAGAACAUUACUUGAACUUAAACAAGGUCUUGAACAAUCUGGAAAACAAUUUCCAUUUGAUCUUGAUAAUAAUGAUUAUUCAAGAAAUGAACCCGAGGAACUUGUCAAGGAAACAGCUUCAAUGUAAAAUUUAAUCAUUGCAUUAAAAAAAAUAUAAAAAUAAUAAUUACAUUGUAAGUUACUGGAUUUCUUUCUUUUUUUUUUUCUUUGUUAAUAAAAAAAAAAAAAGAUAAAAUUAGAAAAAAGCCAAUAAACUGUAUUUAGUUAUUUUAUUUUUAAUUUAAUAAUUGUAUUUGUGUGUAAAAAUAUAAUUUUUAAUAUUAAAAAUAAUUUUUAUUUUAAAGUUUUAGAUAAAAAAAAAACGAUGAAAAAACAUAAUUAAUUAUUGAAACAUACUGUGUAUUUUUUUUUUUUUUUCUUUUGAAAUUUGUUACAUUAAAAAAAUUAUUAAAAUUAAAUGACAGUUUUUUUUUGAAGAAGCAUUAUUGUUAAAAAUAUUUUAAACUUUUGCUUUA